AUGCAUUUAGCUCACAUAUGUUUACUGCUGAUAAAUCUGCAGAGAAUAUCCAGCUAUAAUUGUAACUUACCAACAUCUGUUCCUGUAAAGUCCGUUGAUUCAAGACUCAAACUACCAAAUGGUUUUAAAGCCGAGAUAGUUGGAAAUGUUGGUGCAGCACGAGAAAUAGUUGCGCUGCCAAAUGGUGAUCUAAUCGUCGGAACAAGUAAUACACAAAUUUUCAUUAUAGCAAACGCUGACGGACUCAGUGAUCCGAGAGCUCCACAGGUAUUUGCAACAUUGCCAGACCGUCCAGCACAUGGUGUUGCUUUUGGUAGUGGCUAUAUUUUUGUUGCAACGCAACUGGGUGUAUUUAGAAUACCCUAUAAAGAAUGUGCAUUAAAUGGUACGAUAGAAAAAAUUGCUUCAAUUCGACCAAAUGGAGGAGGAGGACAUACUUCAACAUCACUUGAGGUCGAUGGGCAAACACUUUAUGUGAGUGUUGGUUCUUCAUGUAAUGCAUGUAAAGAAACUGAUCCUACUAGGGCUACUAUACAAACAAUGGGUUUGGAUGGUAGUAAUAUGACAACAUAUGCACGUCGUUGGCGUAAUGCAAUUGCUAUAACCAGAGAUCCGUCAACAGGAAUAGUUUGGGCUGGUGGCGCAGGACAGGACAACCUUCCAAGUGGACAUCCGUAUGAGUAUUUAGAUCCAGUUUCCACGAGGCCAGCUGGCUCUGACUAUGGUUGGCCUGAAUGUGAAGAAAAUCAGAUUGCUUAUGUGAACGGUGCUAACUGCUCAAAUAUCGUAGUUCCGUUGAUAGAGUUUCCAGCAUAUGCGACAAUCAUGAGUGCAGUGUCCUAUCCGAUGAUUCAAACUGGUGAAUUUCAUUUCCCAUUAACUUGGCAUGGUGGACUUUUUGUUAGUAUUCAUGGUUCAUGGCAUUCAGGUUCAAAUGGUCCGCUGAUCGCCCCAUAUGUUGCCUUUGUUCCAUUUACAAACGGAAUGCCAAGAAAACCUGUUGAUUGGAACGAUCCUACGCAACAAUGGUCAUAUUUCUUUACUGGAUUUCAAGAUGCAGCUGGUAGACGUAUUGGUCGUACCACCGGCCUUACAAUAGGCCCUAAAGGAAGUCUAUUUGUCGCGGAUGAUCAAACAGGAAAUAUCUAUCGUAUUCGCCCAACCUAA
Molecule: messenger RNA, 1167 nt
Organism: Didymodactylos carnosus
Lineage: Eukaryota; Metazoa; Rotifera; Eurotatoria; Philodinida; Philodinidae
Source: the annotation of a GenBank genome assembly